This is a messenger RNA of Rotaria sp. Silwood2, 867 nucleotides long. NCBI's taxonomy places the organism in Eukaryota, Metazoa, Rotifera, Eurotatoria, Philodinida, Philodinidae. The record is from the annotation of a GenBank genome assembly.
AUGAUACUCUUUCUUAUCGGGUUAAUUUUCUUGAGCACUUGUCAAUCACACAUAAUCCGACAGAGAGCAACUUGCUCAUGGCCUGGACAUUGUGCUGGCGAUUCAUGCACAACUGCGAACGAUUGUGAUGGAUCUAUGAUCUGCAUAAGUGGAAAAUGUGGCACAUCUGGCGGUACAGGAUGCAACCAACCGUGUACAUGGAUAGGGCAUUGUUGUGGAGACCCAUGUCAAACUGAAAAUGACUGUGAUGGAUCAUUAGUUUGUGUUAACGGAAAAUGUGGUACUGGGUCCUCUGGUGGUACUACUGUUCGUACUACUGUCCGUACUACUGCUGGUACUACUGUCCGUAGUACUGCUGGUACUACUGUCCGUACUACUUCUGGUACUUCUGGAACCUGUUCACCUUCAGGUGUAUUGCAAGGCACAAGCACUAACUGCAACACAGACAAUAUGUCCGACUGCUGUCAAGCAGGAAAAACUUAUAAUCAGUAUCGAUGCUCUCCUAGCCCAACUAGCUCAGCUUUACUCACGUUGAACAGUUUCCAAGCAGGUGGUGAUGGUGGUGGUGCAGGUGAAUGCUUUGGAGCUUUUUAUCCUGAUUCACAGCGUGUUGUCGCCUUGUCAACAGGAUGGUACAAUGGGGGAUCACGAUGUGGAAAAACAAUUACCAUUAAUGGCAAUGGUAAGACGACAACGGCAGUAGUCGUUGAUGAAUGCGACUCAGUAAAUGGAUGUGAUGCAGAACAUGCAGGACAACCUCCGUGCCGUUACAAUAUUGUUGAUGGAUCUCCAGCAGUCUGGCAGGCACUUGGUGUAUCCACAAGUGAUUCUCGAUAUGGAGAGAUGGCCAUUUCAUGGAGUGACUAA